Molecule: messenger RNA, 453 nt
Organism: Hemisphaericaspora subhashii
Lineage: Eukaryota; Fungi; Ascomycota; Pichiomycetes; Serinales; Debaryomycetaceae
Product: U2 snRNP complex subunit
Exons: 1
Coding region: 1-453 (150 amino acids)
Molecular function (GO): RNA binding
Source: RefSeq, a predicted model, not a curated record
AUGCCACCAAGAAGUAAACGAACAGCGCCAUCCGGUGGGAAGCAACCAAAGUUGAAGCAACCGCCACAACAGCAGCCUAAGAUAAAACGAACCAAAUUAGAUCAAACCAAUUUAGAGCCAUCGCAAACUUUAUACAUCAAGAAUCUCAAUGAUAAAAUUAAUCAUCGACAAUUAAAACAUAAUUUAUAUUUACUCUUCUCUACUUAUGGAGAUAUAAUACAAAUACGAUUAGCCAAAGGUCAUGCCCAUAUACUUUUUGCCAAUGUCUCUCUGGCAUCAUUAGCUUUAAGAAGUUUACAACAAGAAGAAUUCUUUGAUAAACCUUUGAUGAUUAAUUAUUCAACAAAUGAAUCUAAAUUGAUAACAAAGCUAAAGGGAGAGACUAAGACUGAAGAUAAAUCUGAGAAUGGUGACGGAGAUGAAGAAGAACUACCGCAUUACGAAGAAGAUUAA